GCGCCCAUACACAGUCCCGGGGUCCUUCAGGCCUGAAUGACGCCAUCAAGCAUCGGUGGGGAAAACGUGGAGUGCUCGGAGGGCUAUACUUGCCCGUGUGUUGAGGAUUUAUUAACAAAAUAACUUCAGUAAGACAUCACAGGUCUACACAGAGAUCCACUGACAUACACGGACCUGUCAGAUUGACAAGGAUGGAGUACAUUCAAGCUCCUGCCACAAGCAGCCAGGGAAACAUCCUGUGCUGUACUUGUGGCGUCCCCAUUCCUCCCAAUCCAGCCAACAUGUGUGUAGCCUGCCUACGCACUCAAGUAGACAUCUCGGAGGGCAUCCCCAAGCAAGUCACAGUGCACUUCUGCAAGCAGUGUGAACGGUACUUGCAGCCCCCAGCCACCUGGGUGCAGUGUGCUCUGGAGUCCAGGGAACUACUGGCCCUCUGCUUGAAAAAACUUAAAAGCUCUAUGACUAAAAUACGUCUCAUUGAUGCUGGCUUUCUGUGGACAGAGCCGCACUCCAAAAGGAUUAAGAUGAAACUGACCAUCCAAAAGGAGGUGAUGAACGGAGCCAUCCUACAGCAGGUGUUUGUGGUCGAGUUUGUCAUCCAGUACCAGAUGUGUGACGACUGCCACCGCGUGGAGGCCAAAGACUUCUGGAAGGCCGUGGUUCAAGUUAGGCAGAAGACGGCUCAUAAAAAGACGUUCUACUACUUGGAACAGCUCAUCCUCAAGCAUAAACUCCACCAGAACGCCCUCAACAUCAAAGAAAUCCAUGAGGGGAUUGAUUUCUACUACGGCUCAAAGCAGCACGCUCAGAAGAUGGUUGACUUCUUGCAGUGCACCGUGCCCUGCAGGGCAAAGACAUCCCAGCGCCUCAUCUCCCACGACAUCCACUCGAACACGUACAACUACAAGAGCACCUACUCUCUGGAAAUUGUACCUGUCUGCAAGGACAACGUAGUGUGCCUUUCGCCACGGCUGGCGCAGAGCCUCGGGAACAUGGGUCAAGUCUGUGUGUGCGUCCGGGUCACCAGCACCAUCCAUCUCAUUGAUCCACGCACCCUGCAGAUUGCCGAGGUGGAUGGGAACACAUACUGGCGUAACCCCUUCAACAGCCUCUGUAACCCGCGGCAGCUGGAGGAGUUCAUCGUUAUGGACAUUGACAUCAUCAGAGACCAGAAGCUGGGCGCUGGAGCCGGCAUGCGGUCCAACAAGCACACCCUGGCUGAGGUGUGGGUUCAGAAAACUUCAGAGAUGGACACCAGUCAGCAAUAUCACUGCCGCACGUUCCUGGGCCACCUGCUGAACAUCGGAGACCUGGUGCUGGGCUUCGACUUCGCCAAUUCCAACGUCAACGACGAGUACCUGAAUAAGAUGAACCCUCACCAUGUUCCUGAUGUGGUGUUGAUCAAGAAGAGCUACGACCGCACCAGGAGGGUGAAGCGCAGGAACUGGAAGCUGCAGGAGAUGGCGAGGGACCGCGAAGGCAUGGACACAGACGACGAGAGACAAUACCAGGACUUCCUGGAGGAUCUGGAGGAAGAUGAGGCUCUGAGGAAAAAUGUCAAUAUCUACAGAGAUGCGUCAAAGAUCCCAGUGGAGAGCGACACCGAUGACGACGGAGCGCCGCGCGUCUCCCUGAUGGAGAUGCUGGAGGAGCUCAGCCUAUCGGACGCCACGGGAGGAGAGGGGGCUGACAUGAUGACGGAAUAGCCAGUCGCCAUUCCGCCUUAGUGCCACUGGCAGCUGAUUUGUCAAAGAAACCUCGGCUUGAUGACACAAAGAUCCCAUUACACACGUCUGAUUUUGAAGCGGCAGCACAUUGAGGACUGAUUAAACCACUGACGGACACAUUUUCACCACGAAAUUGGACAUUCAGAAGUUUCAACUCAUCAGUUACUUCUGCAACCUCAUCACUCUCGGCGUACAAACUAACAUUUUCAGCUGUUUCCAUAGUGCUCUCAUUUGUCAUGUUGUGUUUCUGAAAUGAUGAAUGAAAUGGAGUCCUUAUAGUUCAAUUUAUCAAAAUAAAUAUUUCCCCAUACGCA
This is a messenger RNA of Mugil cephalus (flathead mullet), 2041 nucleotides long. RefSeq names its product NMD3 ribosome export adaptor (gene nmd3). The coding region runs from base 192 to 1706 and encodes 504 amino acids. The record is from RefSeq and is a predicted model, not a curated record. Lineage: Eukaryota; Metazoa; Chordata; Actinopteri; Mugiliformes; Mugilidae. The transcript has 16 exons. Gene Ontology annotation, biological process: ribosomal large subunit export from nucleus. Gene Ontology annotation, molecular function: ribosomal large subunit binding. Gene Ontology annotation, cellular component: nucleus; cytoplasm.